Messenger RNA from Eruca vesicaria subsp. sativa (arugula), 1907 nucleotides. The record is from the annotation of a GenBank genome assembly. NCBI's taxonomy places the organism in Eukaryota, Viridiplantae, Streptophyta, Magnoliopsida, Brassicales, Brassicaceae.
AAAAAAUACAAUAUCAAGAAAGAAAAAGUCAAUUUUAAUUCAAUUUCAAACAAAGAUUAUAAUUUUCCUUUUUUUAUAUAAUAAGAUUGAAAUUUAAAAUCGGGGCUACGGAUAUUAUAUCUAGUUUACACUAACGGCGAGGGUGAUGGAUCUGAGUUUAACUCUAUGCAUACUCGCGGCAGUUUCCAUGGCCGUGAUCCAAUUUGCUUCCGGUAAUUUCUUGUUUAAUGUGACGCAUAAGUUCUCAGGAAAAGAUAAACAGUUAUGGGAGCUCAAAUCUCACGACAGCUUGCGUCACGCUAGAAUGCUUACCAACCUUGAUCUACCUCUCGGCGGGGAUAGCCGCGCUGAUUCAAUCGGCUUGUACUUCACGAAGAUCAAGCUUGGAUCACCGCCAAAGGACUACCAUGUUCAAGUUGAUACAGGAAGUGAUAUACUUUGGAUCAACUGUGCACCUUGUCCUAAAUGUCCUGUCAAAACUGAUCUCAGUAUACCUCUGUCGCUGUACGACUCAAAAGCUUCCUCAACGUCCAAGAAAGUUGGGUGCGAAGAUGAUUUCUGUUCCUUUAUCUCGCAAUCAGACACUUGCGAACCGAUGAAGAAGCCAUGUAGUUAUCAUGUUGUGUAUGGAGAUGGGAGUGCAAGUGAUGGAGAUUUCGUCAAAGAUAACAUUACCCUGGAUCAAGUCACUGGAAACCUCCGAACUGCACCCCUUGCCCAGGAAAUCGUGUUCGGGUGUGGAAGCAAUCAAUCUGGACAACUUGGGAAAACUGACUCUGCAGUUGAUGGCAUUAUGGGAUUUGGUCAAGGUAAUACCUCUAUCAUUUCGCAACUCGCUGCCGCCGGGAAUGGGAAGAGAAUCUUUUCACAUUGUCUAGACAAUGUAAAUGGAGGUGGAAUUUUUGCUGUUGGGGAAGUCGAAUCUCCAGUAGUACAAACUACUCCUUUGGUUCCUAAUCAGGUACAUUACAACGUCAUUUUAAAGGGGAUAGAUGUAGGUGGAGAACCUGUUGAUCUCCCACCAAGCAUAGCUAACUUUGGCGGAAAUGGAGGAACCAUUAUUGACAGUGGUACAACAUUAGCUUACUUACCAGAGAAUCUGUACAACUCGUUACUUGAGAAGAUUACUGCUCGGCAACAGGUUAAACUGCACAUGGUACAGGAGACUUUUGCGUGCUUCAGUUUCACGGAAAACAUAGAUAAAGCAUUUCCUGUAGUCAGUCUUCAUUUCGAGGACAAACUCAAACUGUCUAUUUAUCCACACGACUAUCUUUUUCCCCUUCGUAAAGAUAUAUAUUGCUUUGGUUGGCAAUCUGGUGGAUUGAGGACUCAAGACGGAUCUGAUGUUAUCCUUUUGGGAGAUUUGGUGCUUACAAACAAGUUAGUAGUAUACGAUCUGGAUAAUGAGGUCAUUGGAUGGGCAGAACACAACUGUUCGUCAAGCAUCAAAGUGAAAGAUGGAUCAGGAGCUGCUUACUCACUCGAAGCAGAUAAUCUCACAGCUUCUUCUUCUUCUUCUUCUUCUUCUUCGGUGAUUAACGGAACACUUGCAACAUUGUUGUCGAUACUAAUUUCGCUUUUCAUUUCUUUUACUUCAUAGUAUUGCUAACAGGAGAUGCAUCCGUUUUCAUUAUUUGAUUCGGCUUUGCGAGUCAUGUAAUUUACACAGACAACUACUAACUUACACAUUCUUUUUUAACUUUAACUGUUGAUAUUUUGUAUGUAGGAAACCGGAGACACAAGAAUUAAAGGCUUCUGAGGAAAAUGCGCAAGAAUUUUUGCUGUUGAAAUUGAGUAAUGCGGAAAACCAGAGCGGGUCAAUAGUGUCUGAUGAUUUCGUUGCAUUUUACAAAUUAUCAAAGAUAGAGGAACUAGAUUUUAAUAAAAGAACUAGGAGUGCUUUUGUG